This is a messenger RNA of Zychaea mexicana, 436 nucleotides long. RefSeq lists its product as uncharacterized. The record is from RefSeq and is a predicted model, not a curated record. The coding region runs from base 92 to 337 and encodes 81 amino acids. The transcript has 4 exons. NCBI's taxonomy places the organism in Eukaryota, Fungi, Mucoromycota, Mucoromycetes, Mucorales, Lichtheimiaceae.
AAUAGGUUGGUCUUAUUGCUGCCCGCCGCACUGGUCUCCUCCGUGGUACCAAGAAGGUCAAGGAUCAAUAAAUGCAAUAAAAAAUUACCAUAUGCACCCUUGCUUUCUUUCUUCCUCUCUUUGUCUUUUCUUUAAACAACUUGUGAUAUCUUAUCCAGUUUCUUUUGAAAAUCAGCAUUCUUGGAAACAUUAUUUUGAUACAAGUAUGGUUUGUCUUGGCACUUGUAUGUUUAUUUGGCUGGAAAGGGAAAUCAUCACAGAAAGAGCAAUUGAGAUCAUGAGCUGGGUUUACGCUUAUAUGCUAGAGAAACGGUCCCUGUAUCAACUUCACGAAUAGCCAAGAAAAAGUUUAGCAAAACACAGACGCUGAGCCCUCUUUCUCUCAAACUACCAGGAAUUCCUCUGUGUAACUCCCAUUGGAUAGCCACAUGUGCAU